AUGUUGACACUGUCACACAUGUCACAGCUUCUCGGCUGGCUUUACUUUUCUUGCUGGUCCUUGUCGUUCUACCCAACUAUUCUUUCCAACAUGAGAUUAAAAUCAGUACAAGGAAUAUCAAUUGACUUCAUGUUUUUUAACACAGCAGGUUUUACUCUAUAUUCCCUUUACACGGGAUUUCUGUGUUACAGUACUAAAAUCCAAUAUGAAUUUUAUCUUCGUCAUGAUAAGUAUCCAUUGAUCAAAUCUAACGAUUUCUUUUUUGGAAUUCAUGGCCUUCUCCUUAAUUUACUCCUUAUCAGUCAGGCGUAUUUUUGGAGAUUCAAGAAAAAUGAUAAUCAAGUCAUCUCCAGCAUAUGCAAGCUUGUAUAUGCUACCUUGGUUUUGUUUUCCGCAGGGUAUGGGUUAAUAAUUCAUUUCACUUACGGGAAACGGUAUUGGAUUGAUCUUCUCACGUCGCUCGGUAUGGCCAAGAUUUUUAUGAGUGUGUGCAAGAACAUUCCACAGGCUAUUUACAAUUACAACCGGAAGUCAACACAUGGCUGGCCAAUUCAAAUGGUCUGGCUUGAUUUUGCUGGUGCAGUGUUCUCUUUUUCGCAGCUUUUCUUGGAUGCGUAUGUCGCCGGCGACAUAAGAAGCAUCUUCAACAACUUGCCAAAGUUCUUGUUGAGUAUA
Molecule: messenger RNA, 675 nt
Organism: Ogataea polymorpha
Lineage: Eukaryota; Fungi; Ascomycota; Pichiomycetes; Pichiales; Pichiaceae
Exons: 1
Biological process (GO): L-cystine transport
Cellular component (GO): vacuolar membrane; fungal-type vacuole
Molecular function (GO): L-cystine transmembrane transporter activity
Source: RefSeq, a predicted model, not a curated record